Messenger RNA from Pecten maximus, 1860 nucleotides. Its product is annotated as nephrin-like. The transcript is spliced from 7 exons. Bases 220 to 1860 code for a protein of 546 amino acids. The record is from RefSeq and is a predicted model, not a curated record. Gene Ontology annotation, molecular function: cell adhesion molecule binding. Lineage: Eukaryota; Metazoa; Mollusca; Bivalvia; Pectinida; Pectinidae. Gene Ontology annotation, biological process: cell-cell adhesion. Gene Ontology annotation, cellular component: cell-cell junction.
UCCUACCACGGACAACAGUGUGUGUGUACCGCCACACACCAGGCCAGUCCUAAUGGAGUGUACGUUACAGAGUCUGUGGAGUUUAAUGUGAUUUAUCCUCCGAAAGAAAACAUUACUUUAUCACCAUCUGGAACAUACACCGUUUUUACCGGUGGAACAGAGACAUUCGAUUGUCAAAUAAAGGGAGGUAACCCUCUGGCCACAUUAUCAUGGCAUUGCAUGGGAUCAACAGUGAUCGGACAGAAUCGGACCGAGGCCGGUAAAGCUGUUUCCAGGCUGCAAAUUACAAUAGACGAAUCCUACCACGGACGGCAGUGUAUGUGUAAAGCGAGUCACAAGGCCAGUCCUAAUGGAGUGUACGGUACAGAGUCUGUGGAGUUUAAUGUGAUUUAUCCUCCGAAAGAAAACAUUACUUUAUCACCAUCUGGAACAUACACCGUUUUUUCCGGUAGAACAGUGACAGUCGAUUGUCAAAUAAAGGGAGGUAACCCUCUGGCCACAUUGACCUGGGAGUGUAAAGAGACUAGCAUGGAUGGACAGAAUGUGACCACAGAUGGUAUAGCAAGUUCCAGACUGACAGUCCGAAUAGACAAAUCCUACCACGGACAACAGUGUGUGUGUACCGCCACACACCAGGCCAGUCCUAAUGGAGUGUACGUUACAGAGUCUGUGGAGUUUAAUGUGAUUUAUCCUCCGAAAGAAAACAUUACUUUAUCACCAUCUGGAACAUACACCGUUUUUACCGGUGGAACAGAGACAUUCGAUUGUCAAAUAAAGGGAGGUAACCCUCUGGCCACAUUAUCAUGGCAUUGCAUGGGAUCAACAGUGAUCGGACAGAAUCGGACCGAGGCCGGUAAAGCUGUUUCCAGGCUGCAAAUUACAAUAGACGAAUCCUACCACGGACGGCAGUGUAUGUGUAAAGCGAGUCACAAGGCCAGUCCUAAUGGAGUGUACGGUACAGAGUCUGUGGAGUUUAAUGUGAUUUAUCCUCCGAAAGAAAACAUUACUUUAUCACCAUCUGGAACAUACACCGUUUUUUCCGGUAGAACAGUGACAGUCGAUUGUCAAAUAAAGGGAGGUAACCCUCUGGCCACAUUGACCUGGGAGUGUAAAGAGACUAGCAUGGAUGGACAGAAUGUGACCACAGAUGGUAUAGCAAGUUCCAGACUGACAGUCCGAAUAGACAAAUCCUACCACGGACAACAGUGUGUGUGUACCGCCACACACCAGGCCAGUCCUAAUGGAGUGUACGUUACAGAGUCUGUGGAGUUUAAUGUGAUUUAUCCUCCGAAAGAAAACAUUACUUUAUCACCAUCUGGAACAUACACCGUUUUAACCGGUGGAACAGUGACAGUCGAUUGUCAAAUAAAGGGAGGUAACCCUCUGGCCACAUUAUCAUGGCAUUGCAUGGGAUCAACAGUGAUCGGACAGAAUCGGACCGAGGCCGGUAAAGCUGUUUCCAGGCUGCAAAUUACAAUAGACGAAUCCUACCACGGACGGCAGUGUAUGUGUAAAACGCGUCACAAGGCCAGUCCUAAUGGAGUGUACGGUACAGAGUCUGUGGAGUUUAAUGUGAUUUAUCCACCUUCAAAACUAAUGUUGAUACGUCCUUCUGGAAGGAAGACCGUGCGGUCGGGUGCAAAUCAAACCAUUGAUUGUCUAGUAAAGGGAGGUAACCCUCUGGCCACAAUAAGCUGGCAGUGUAAGGGAUCACUAGCGAUCGGAAAGAAUCUCUCUAAUAACGAUGUAUCGGCGUCCAGACUGAAAGUCACUAUAGACAAAUCGUACCAUAAAAAAGCAGUGUGUGUACUGCCAGACACGAAGCCAGUCAUGAUAAAGUGUUUGGUACAAAGGCUUUGA